Suillus subalutaceus is the source of this 2034-nucleotide messenger RNA. RefSeq lists its product as uncharacterized. Gene Ontology annotation, cellular component: kinetochore. Lineage: Eukaryota; Fungi; Basidiomycota; Agaricomycetes; Boletales; Suillaceae. The transcript has 9 exons. The record is from RefSeq and is a predicted model, not a curated record. Gene Ontology annotation, molecular function: RNA binding. The coding region runs from base 1 to 2034 and encodes 677 amino acids.
AUGUCCGACGCCCAAGCCGCCCAGGUUACAGAGUAUGGCGUGCCUCCGGCUGCGCAAGAGUAUGUCAUCGAAGAAGUUCCCCCAUUCAAAGUCUUCGCUGGCAAUCUUGCGUACUCUACAACGGAUGAAGGGCUCAAGACUUUCUUUGCCCCCGUACAGAGCGACAUUAUCACAGCUCAGGUCAUCCUGCGUGGUCCCAGAUCCACAGGUUAUGGCUUUGUCGCAAUGUCCAGCGCAGAGGCUGCUCAAAGAGCUGUUGACCUCCUCAAUCUAGGGGAGCUCGAUGGCCGCAAGGUCAUCGUCGAGAUUGCCAAGCCAGCCGACCAAAAGGACAAAGAAAAGAAGGAGAGAAGGGCCAAGAGGAGACCCAACAGGCGCGGUGCCAAGGCCGUCCCUGGUGAAGUCACCGACGCUGAGGCAAAUGGCGAAGUCAAGGCGGAGGAUGCCGCUGCCUCUACUGCUGCUUUGGGCACUGACGAAGCAGCUAAGCCCAAGAGAAAAAAGAAAAAGAAUAGCCGCAAGUCCAGGCGUAGGGCCACUCCUCUGGAAGGUGAAAUGCUACACGAGGAGGCUGCCCCUGCUGCCGAAGAUGCUCCUGACGCUGCCGUACCUGCUCCCAGGAAACCUCGCGUCAGGAGGCCUAGGGCUCCUCGUCCACCCCGCGCUGUCGGUGAGGACCCCAUUGGCGAGCCCUCCAAGACCACCCUGUUCGUCGCCAACCUUGGCUUCAGCGUAGACGAUGAAACUCUCUCUGCGCUCUUUACUGAAGCUGGUGUCAAUGUCGUUUCCGCCCGCGUGGUUCGUCGCCGGUGGGGAACACCCAGGAAGAGCAAAGGUUACGGCUUUGUCGAUGUUGGCACUGAGGAGGAGCAGGUGAAGGCAAUCGAGGCUGUUCAAGGUAAGGAGGUUGGCGGUCGUGCAAUCGCUGUCAAGAUCGCUGUCAACUCUGCGCGUUAUGAAUUGGCCGACGAAGCCGAAUUACGAAAGUUUUUCCAUGGCUAUUGCAUUCAAAUUGCAUUGAUGAUCCCCAAAAUGAACGUUCAAUCCAUGGCCGACGAGGAUGAUUACCUCUCGGACAAGUUUCUUAUCCAGGUCGCAGCCGAGUCUGUGCCGAAAACGUAUGCUCAGAGACGCCAAGAAGCUUUGAAGCAGUCUCGAGUCAAGAAUGAGCAGAACCGAAUGAAGAGUCGGCGGCAGAGGGAGGAAGAGUCCAGGGAAGAGGGGCUUAGCAAGAGCCUGUUUGAGCGCGCACAGGAGGAAGAGAAGGCCGUAGGUGGGAGCAAGGCACUGGGCAUCAUGAUGAAAAUGGGGUUCAAGGUCGGGCAAUCGUUGGGAAAGACCGAGGAUAGCCCUCCAAAGACCACAGUUCCCUUACCUGGUCCUAGCCUGUCCGAGGACGAGUCUGAGCAGGGGAAGCAAGGUAUUGGUCUAGGGAAGCGUGCUCGGUCACCCAGUGCCGCAGAUCGCCUCGCAAAAAUGGCGAAGAUGGCGGAAGCAGCCAGCCAUGAGAGCUUCCGGGACCGUGCCCGCCGCGAAUACGAAGAACGGCGAGCAGAAGGACGCCUUUCCUCUGCACGACAGACAUGUCUCACACUGGAUGAGAAGGCGGAUAUCACAUUCAACGUCCUCUGUUUGGAUCCUAACAACCCUGAUUCUAUCCCAAAUGGUCUCGUGGAUGCGUUAUCAACUUAUACAUUGCAAGUAUCCCCGUUACGCUCCGCCUCAGGGGAUGUCUCCCAUGCGGCACGCCUACGCGCCCAAAUGGUAGCCGAUGCCCUGUUACCGGUUACUUCACUGGAUGAAGAUGAAGAUGCCGACGACAGCGAAACACCCACAACGGUGGAACAAUUCCCGCAAGAAGUCAUCGAGGAAGCAGUUUACUUCUUACGGCUGGGUCCGCGGGACCGCUUAAAGCUCCUUCUUGAAUAUCUCCGGGGGAAAUACUCAUACUGUUUCUGGUGCGGGACGCAGUAUGGAGAUGCUAUUGAUUUGGAACAGAGUUGCCCUGGGCCUGAAGAAGAUGAUCACGACUAA